Messenger RNA from Microthlaspi erraticum, 687 nucleotides. The record is from the annotation of a GenBank genome assembly. NCBI's taxonomy places the organism in Eukaryota, Viridiplantae, Streptophyta, Magnoliopsida, Brassicales, Brassicaceae.
AUGAUGAAUCAAGCUCGCAUUUUGCUCUCUAGGAGCCUUUGCGACCAAACCAAAUCAAUUCUCCAAGGAAAUCUCAAAGCUCCGGCGUUGCGUGGUUUUGCAACAAUGGUAGAUUCUUCUAAAGAUGUGGCAAAGCCUAGUGGUAGAGUGUUCGCACCUUAUGCUAUCUUCAAAGGGAGAGCUGCUCUCUCUGUUGAACCUGUUCUUCCUACUUUCACCAAAGUUGAGCAUGGAAAUCUCCGGAUAGAUCGCCGUGGAUCAGUGAUGAUGACAUUUAUGCCUGCUUCUGGUGAGCGCAAGUAUGAUUGGCAAAAGAGACAGUUGUUUGCUUUGUCACCUACUGAAGUUGGAUCCUUGAUCAGCAUGGGUUCCCAUGACAGCUCUGAGUUCUUCCAUGACCCUUCCAUGAAAUCAAGUAAUGCUGGUCAAGUCAGGAAGUCAUUGUCGAUUAAGCCACUCGCUGAAGGGAACGGUUACUUCAUCACAUUGACCGUUGUCAAUACCAUCCUCAAUACCAAUGACCGUUUUGUGGUUCCUGUCACAACUGCUGAGUUUACAGUACUGAAGACAGCUUUUAGUUUUGCUCUUCCACACAUCAUGGGAUGGGAUAAGUUAACAGGUCAAGCUGGUACUGCAGCAGAGGGGAUUAAGACCGAUCCAGCGCAGUUAAGCUUGGAGUGGGUUUAA